AUGUCCUGGCUUGCUAAAGAUGAUGUAUUUGUGUAUUCCAGCAGCGUGGACGUUGGGGCAGCUGUCACGACGAAGCGAGGCAUCCUACGAUGUGUGAUGAGCCAGUUUGAUCCUCUUGGAUUGCUGUCUCAUUUUUUGAUUCACGGACGGAUCAUUAUCCAAGAUAUCUGGCGAACGCAGGCCAGCUGGGACGAUGAAAUUGGCGGCGAUAUUUUAAAGCGGUGGGGAGUGUGGACUAGCCUGUUCGGUGAUCUACAGCUAAUACGAAUUGAUCACUUCCCAGGAAUUACGUCAUCAGAAAUAGAAGACCUACAACUGUACGUGUUUGUGGAUGCCAGCGAGAGCGCAUACGCAUGUGUUUCGUAUUUUCGCGCGGUGAUUGCCGGAGAAAUUCAUAUCGCGUUGGUUGCUGCGAAGGCGAAAGUGGCCCCACUAAAAUCUCUCUUCGUACCAAAGUUGGAACUCCAGGCUGCGUUGAUAGGAGCAAGGGUGAUGAAAACGAUCGGAGAGACUCAUUCAUUAACAAUUUCUCGCAGAUUCAUUUGGUCAGAUUCUAAAACGGUGCUAGCGUGGAUCCUUUCCGACCACCGUUGUUACCGGCAGUUCGUGGCUUGCAAAGUAGGCGAAAUUCUCUCCAUAACAAACCCCGAUGAGUGGCGCUGGAUUCCAACUAAGUUCAACGUAGCGGAUUUAGCGACGAAAUGGGGAAAAGGGCCAGAGCUUUCCGCGAGAAGUUGCUGGUUUGCUGGUCCGAAAGUCCUGAAACGCACAAUCACGCAAUGGCCACAAAUGGAUCCUGCGAUGCUCACCACAGUUGAGGAGCUGCGACCAUGCUUCGUACACCGGACACAGCUGUCUGAUGGUUUCAUAUAA
Molecule: messenger RNA, 873 nt
Organism: Topomyia yanbarensis
Lineage: Eukaryota; Metazoa; Arthropoda; Insecta; Diptera; Culicidae
Exons: 1
Coding region: 1-873 (290 amino acids)
Source: RefSeq, a predicted model, not a curated record